Cornus florida is the source of this 1596-nucleotide messenger RNA. RefSeq lists its product as uncharacterized. The transcript has a single exon. The record is from RefSeq and is a predicted model, not a curated record. NCBI's taxonomy places the organism in Eukaryota, Viridiplantae, Streptophyta, Magnoliopsida, Cornales, Cornaceae. Gene Ontology annotation, cellular component: nucleolus. Gene Ontology annotation, biological process: ribosomal small subunit biogenesis; ribosomal large subunit biogenesis. Gene Ontology annotation, molecular function: RNA binding; DNA binding. Bases 133 to 1212 code for a protein of 359 amino acids.
AACAAAGGAAAAUUUCACACUCGCGCUCUCACCCAAACAGAAGCUAAUAAACUAAACAGCUAAUAAACUACAAGGACGAAACCCUAGCACACACCAUCGUACCCCCACACCAUCGUAGAAUCACUCCCCAAAAUGAAGAAGAAGAAAGAGAAGGUCGCGUCACAGGAAAACACCUUCUCCGCCGUCGACGCAGCCACCACCACCACUGACCCGAAGUCCCUUAUUCACGACCACGCUCUCUUCUUCGACAAGCUGAUCGAACUCAUCCCGGCCAAGUUCUACCUCUCGAACGACGAAGACUCCAAGCCUUGGUUCCAAGGCCUCUCCAAAGCCGCCAAAGCCUCCGCCAAGCAACAAACCAAAGACAACAUCAAGAAAGCCCGCCGCCACCGCCUCGACCCUGAAAAGCCCCAAUCUUCAACCCUAGACUUGCUCAAACAAACCAUAGAAAACGGAAAAAGCACUAACAAAUCAAGCAUCGAAGAGAGCGAUAGGGAUGAGGAUGACGACGAAGAUGACGAUGAAGAUGACAAUGAAGCAGCAGAAACUAAUCGGUCCAGGACUUUAGAAAAAUUACGCCAACGCGUCAACGAGCUUCGUGGCAAUCGUGGCGAUGGCAAAAAAUCAAAGAUUGAGAAGAGAGUGAAGAGAGAUUAUCAUCAAGAGAAGAAACGAAAGAGGCUUAAUGAAUUGGGAGAUGGCAGGGAUGGUAAAUUUGUGAAAUCCGAGGUUGAACUUGAGAAGGAAGUGGUGGAGGCGACCAAGGGGAUUGAGUUUGGGAAGGUGAAGCUUGGAGGGGAAGAAGAUGGUGGGAGGAAGAAGAAGAGAAAGUUGUCGAAGGCGCAGGAGUUAGAUAGGGCGAAAAGGUUGGAGGAGGCUAAGAAGGACCCGGAGAGAGGGGAAGUGGUGGCAAAGAAGCUUUCUUGGAGUGCGGCGACCAGUAGGGCAGCGGGGAUUAAGGUGCACGACGAUUCCAAGUUGUUGAAGCAGAGUAUUCAUAAGGAGAAGAAGAGGCACGAGAAGAAUUCGCAGAAGUGGAAGGACAGGGUUGAUAGUAGGGAGAAGACGAAGGAGGAGAAGCAGCAGAAGAGGGCAGGCAAUAUAGCUGAGAGGAUUCAGCAGAAGAAGAUGCGGAAGAUCGCGAAGAGAGAGAAGAAACUAAUGCGGCCUGGGUUCGAAGGGCGCAAAGAGGGCUAUAUUAAUGAGAAUUAAGGUGCCACCACUUCAUUGUUUUUCAUUUUAAACGUUGGUUUGUUUUGAUUGAAUGAUCCUCAGUUGUGCCGGGAUAUCAAUAGUUGAUGAAUGUUGUCUUCUAGAAAUUUUGUUAUGAUUAAAUUAUCUGGUAGAUUGAAGAAGUUGUGAAAUUCACAAGUAGAGGGCUACAGCAAUGAGGGUUAAGGUGCCAUAACUUCAUUGUUUUUCAUUUUAAAUGUUGACUUAUUUUGAUUGAGAAUGGUCUUCUGUUGUGUCAGAUGUCGAUAGUUCAUGAACAUUGUCUUCUAGGAAUUUUGUUAUGAUAUAAAGUUUCUGCUAGAUUGAAGUGUUUGUAAAACUUGAGUUUUCAUUAGCAAAAUUGUUUGGUGUUUACCUCUUUUC